AUGAGCGGCUCCCGCCUGCUGCGCGGCCUGCCCGUGAGUAGCGGCGGACGGCUGCGCCCGGGGGCGAGCAACGGCGGAGCGGAGGGCGGGGAGCCGGCCGGCACCGCCGCGCUCCGGAGCCGUUUCGUGCCUCGAAACACCACGGCGUGUCCGCACGGGCUGCCGGAGCACAGCUCGAGCGGCGGCACUGCUGCUGGUGUGGGUCCCGUCGGCGCAGAGCCUUCCCCGGUGGCUUUGGUGCGACGGCGGUACUCGUUUUGCUUUGGUGGCCCGAGUCUGGAGGAGGGGGGCUGGCUUUCCUGGGGUGAGAAGCAUCUGCCUCUCCUGGCUGCUGGGGGACUCAGGAGAAAGCCCCGCGUGGCCACCCGGUGCCACGCAUACAGCACCACGGAAGACAGCUCCUCCAGGCCGAUCGGGCGGUACCCAGUGCCAAACAAGAAGGACAUGCCAUACGAUAUCGUGGAGCUCAUGGAGGAGGUGGAAGUGAAGACUGGAUUUCUGCCCAAUGUCUUCAAGGCCAUGUCUCACCGACCUGCUGAAUUCAGAGCGUUUUUUGCUUAUUACAAUGUCAUCAUGAACAAAGAGACAGGGCGACUCAGUAAAGCGGACAAGGAGCUCAUCAUCGUGGCCACAAGCGCUGUGAAUAGAUGUCCCUACUGCGUGGUUGCACAUGGAGCGCUCCAUCGGAUAUACUCCAAGCAGCCGACGCUGGCUGACCAGGUCGUCGUGAACUGGAAGCUGGCGGACCUGAGCGGCCGGGACCUGGCCAUGCUGGAGUUCGCUCUCGCAGUCUGUCGGGCAGAUAACAUCACGGAGGAGCACUUCCAGAAGCUGGAGGCGCAUGGAUUUGACCGCGAAGACGCGUGGGACAUCGCCAUGAUCUCUGCCUUUUUCGCCAUGUCCAACCGCAUCGCCCAUUUCGUCGACCUGCGGCCCAACAACGAGUUCUACAACAUGGGCCGGACGCCGCACGAGGCGCGCAGGGAUCGCACCUGAGGCUGCGUUCUGGCAGCAACUCUCGCGCGUUGUUUGGAGCGUAUAAAAGUGGGGAAAAAAAGCCAAAA
Gallus gallus (chicken) is the source of this 1064-nucleotide messenger RNA. RefSeq lists its product as uncharacterized. Gene Ontology annotation, molecular function: peroxiredoxin activity. The coding region runs from base 1 to 996 and encodes 331 amino acids. The transcript is spliced from 6 exons. Lineage: Eukaryota; Metazoa; Chordata; Aves; Galliformes; Phasianidae. The record is from RefSeq and is a predicted model, not a curated record.